Messenger RNA from Cannabis sativa, 8452 nucleotides. RefSeq names its product UV-B-induced protein At3g17800, chloroplastic. The record is from RefSeq and is a predicted model, not a curated record. The coding region runs from base 4623 to 6479 and encodes 618 amino acids. Lineage: Eukaryota; Viridiplantae; Streptophyta; Magnoliopsida; Rosales; Cannabaceae. Gene Ontology annotation, molecular function: DNA binding. The transcript is spliced from 2 exons.
CCCAAAUUUUGCAAACACAUCCACAUUUACUUCCUGCAGCCAUUGACCAGCAGCUUGAGAGCCUUGGAACUGAUAGCGAUGAUACCCAGAAAAAGGAUUUAUCUUCUUACCCGCAAGAUCUACUCUACAAGGCCCAAACUAUGUCAGGACUGGCCCUGGCUGUAACUCAUGUUAUCUCCUAUCCAGAGGAUUAGCACAAAUGGUCAGUUAUGUGAUUUGCUCCCACUAGGUCUGAGGUUUGAGUCUCUCCUAAGUAACAAUUGCUAUCGUUUAUUGGUCUCCAAACAUCGUAGGGUUAGAUGGAAACGUAGUUUAAAAAAAUGAAUUGUUUAUGCUACCUACUUGAGGAUUGUUGUAUCCUGUCACUUUUAUAUGGUAUUCAUGCAAAACUGGUUUCAUUAUUAAUUUCCUCUUGCUGCAUCGAUUUUGUUUAUGAAUACCAUAGACUUGAAUUGGGUAUGUAUAGCUCAUAUGGGGUGGGUGUAAGCUUGGAUGUACAAAUGGAGGCUUAGCUGGUGUAGGUAUAGCUUGAAUGCAGGUGUAGGUACAUGCUCAGACAUAGGUGUAGGCUGGCUAGAACUCAUGUUUAUUUUUGGUGGGUCUAGGACUGUCCCAAAUAGUAUUCAAAUUUCCCUUCGUUGUGUACUCUCCCACUGAAGAAAAUUUUUGGUGUAAAAGGUGUUAUUUUCUUUUUUUAUCAAAGAAAGUGAUGGCUAAAGAGAUGAAAUAAUUUUGUUUCUUUUCAUCAAAGAAAGUGAUGACUAAAGAGAUGAAAUGAUUUUUAUCCCUAGUAAAUAGCAACGGCACCCCUUUUGAAUAGUAGAAUACACUAAGAAGAUGUGUUGGUGGGUCCUUGGAUCAAUCUUACUCCCAUAUCAGGUAUGGAUAUGAGCGAAAAUUGAGCACCCAAAGGUGUUGGAAGGGAGUGAAGUGAAGGAUUGUGUAAGAGGAAAAAACAUUAGGAGAGACUACUCAAAGGAGUUUGUUAUUGAGGGAGUUGUAUAGAAGACGAUUGAUUAAUAGGCUAAGGGAGUAGCAUAUAUCUUAAAAUGUUUGGGAACAUGGUAUGGUAGUAAACAUUGAUGAACAUGCAUAUGAACUUUGAUGUAAAAUUAUUUUUUAGUGAGCAACAUCUCAAGAACUUUGUUGAAGUAUUCUUUUUCCACUAAAAAUAAUUUGUAUAUUUGUAUUGUGAUGAUUUUAAAUCAUGCUAUAGAAGUUUUUGAAAUUUAGUCAUGUAAUAAAAAAUUAACACAGUGGUACUGAGGGGGAUGAUGGUUAGGGUAUGUUAUUUCAUGAGUAGGAUUUUGAAUAAGCUCUAUCCAUCCAUGCCCUAUUAUUUUAUUUCAAGUGAAAUGGAUAGGGUAUAGGUACGUAUCAAAAUUGAAGAGUUAAAAAUAAAUGAAAAUUAACACACAGUAAUUAUCCAAACAAAUACACACACAAUCUAUGAAAAUUAACAAUAAUUAUUGUUACAUUUAUUGAUAUAAUCUAUGAUAUAUAAAAUGUUUAUAUAUAGCGUUUCUUCUGUGGGGCUGUACAGAUCAUCCCCACCGGUGGUUCUUUUUUUUGGACCGUGAAUGAGUUAGUGGACGACUGAGAUUAGAUAAGCCAGAUGGGUUCCAUACUUGUUAUUGUGGACUUUACACCACCUGAUUAUAUUAUGUCUUUUUUAUGUUUUUUUUUAUAAAACUUCAAUUUAAAAACAGUAUUUUCCAUAAUAAAAAGAAAUAAAUAAAUAAAUAAUUCAUUAAAUUAUUUAUUGGGACACUGGUUUUUCGUCGGAGGUGCUCCAACCGGCUUCGAGCCAAGACUGGGAAGAACUGGCAACUCAUCUCCUGUUUAAUGGAAUCGCUAUUGUCGACCUUGGUCUUUGUGGUUUUUGGGUUCUUGAUUUCUGUUGUCACCCUUCGUGUCGAUCCCCAAUCUCCGCGAGAGUGAUAAUUGUCAUCGGAGUAUGGACAAUUGCAGUUGUACAACUUUAAAACCUUCUGAUCCUCUGUAAUGGCUUCGGAUCUAGCCAACACCGUAGGUAGUUAAAACCCUAAGAUCUUCUCUAUGAAUUUUUUGUUGAAGAUUAGGAGAAAGUACAACUUCUUGCUUGAAUUGCUACUAUUCUCUGGUUAGGUAUAGUUGUAUUGCCAUUUUAGUCGGAUUCCAUCCAAUUCGUUGAAUAUAAAAUCAAAAGAAAAUUGAAGUAAAUGGAAUAGAAAUGAGAUUCUAGUGGAUAUAGAGAAUCUUGAUACAAAAAAUUUACAACAACAAACAAAUGAAAUUAAGCUUUUCAAUCAAAAUGAAUGGUUAUUUUGACCAAACCCUUAUGGAUGACUUGACAAUUAAGUCCAAUUUGGUUUGACUAAUCCGGUAUAUUUUCCACAUUAAUGGGAGUAUGUCUAUGUUUCUGUUUUACGAAUAUGAUAUUUUUUGGGCAAUUCUGAUAAUAUCAAGUGUUGUUUCUAUUCUGGCAUUUCUAAUUUUCGGAGUUUUAGCCCCGAUUAGAAAAUGACCAGAAAAACUUUCUAGUUAUGAAUCAGGAAUAGAACCAAUGGGUGAUGCUUGGUUACAAACUUACAAUUUUGAACUUGUUAUUUUAUGUUUGCUCUAGUUUUUGUUGUUGAAACGGUUUUCUUUAUCCCUGGGCAAUGAGUUUCGAUGUAUUGGGGGUAUCUGUAUUUAUAGAAGCUUUUCGAUAGGAAUAGUUGACAAUUUAAUCCAUUUUUUUUCACUAUUUUCGUAUUCGUAAUAGUGCAAAAGGAAAGCCCGAUUCCAUGUUGUUCAAGAAUAGUGGUAUUGAGUUUCUCGACCCUUUGUCUUAGGAUUAGUCAGUUCUAUUUCUUGAUGGGGUACAAAGAAAGGGAUAUAACUCAGAGGUAGAGUGUCACCAUGACGUGGUAGAAGUCAUUGGUUCGAGCUUAUUAAUAGACUAGAAAAGAGAAGGACAAUAAUUGAAAGAAAAGAAAUCUAUUAUUUAUUCAUCAAAGUUUUCUCUUCCUUGUCAAUUGCGACAAUGAUUGUUUUUUGCCUUGGAGAUUUGUUGAUUCGAAGCCGGGAGGGGGAUGGACUCAUCUUGGUUUGGAGAGGGAGCUCGACAGCAGCGAACACCUCGUUGUUAACUAUGUCGGUUGUUUUGUCGAUGGUCAGGGUGAGAUCAGAGUUCAAUCCCUCAACUGCCAUUGCUUUUAGCUCCACCACCACCUACAGGACCUCCGUCACCUCCAUCCCCACGCUCCCUUCCUCCUUUUCCACCACCACCUGCACAAUCUCCUCCUCCUCUUUCGUCUAAGUCACAGUCAAAAUUAUUAUUUUUUUUCAAAAAAAAAAAAAACAUUUUAAUUUAGAAGUGAUCAUGUGCUUCUCGAAAAUAAUUUUCUCAUUCAUACAUAUAUAUUAUGUUAUAUGGAGGAGAUUUCAAUAAUUACGUCAAAUAUGUAACUAUGAUGGUUAUAUUCACUUUUAGCCAUUAGAUCACUAUUAAAUGAUUGUGAUUAAUUUAAAAAUUAAUUAAAAAUAAUUAAUAAAUUACCUAAAACUUGAUAAUGACUUAUUUUAUUUCUUUAUAAAUAAAAAAUUAUAACUAUUAAGAUAAUCUGUGGUUGGAACACAACUCUUUCUCUAAGCUCCUCGAAGGUUGGUGGAAAGAUGCAAGUGCAAUUGGAUGGCCAGGUACUAAACUCAUGUGCAAGCUGAAAAAAGUGCAAAAAAAUAUCAAGGAAUGGAGCAAGUCGGUUUAUGGAAACAACAAGGUGGCCAAAAAUGCUUUAGAAAGGAAAAUAUUGGCGCUGGAUAAAAUAGAAGGGAGUAAUUUGUGGGAUCAAGCUCGGGAGAAAUCUUAAAAGGGAAUGGCAGCGGUAUAUAGUUGAAGAAGAAAGAAGUCUAUGGCUGAAAUCGAAAUGUAAAUGGGCAAAAGAAGGGGAUGCAAACUCAAGAAUGUUCCAUAAUUUAUUAAAUGCAAGGAAGGCAAGAAACACUAUCUCAAGAAUUGAUGGCUCGACACUUGACAAGGAGGAAGUGAUAGUAGCUGAACUAAUUGACUUCUUCUCUAAAUUAUACACAUCCGAGAGGAGACCGGGAUGGGGAAUUGAAGGCAUUGAGUGGCAACAAAUAUCAGAAUCAUUAGCUACAGAUUUAGAGAGAUCCUUUGAAAAAGACGAAAUAAAAGAUGCCAUUUUCAGUUGUGAAGGUAACAAAUCACCUGGUCCUGAUGGAUUUAGUUUGGCUUUUUUCAGUCAAACUGGGAACUCAUAAAGAAUGAUAUUUUGGAAGUCUUCAAGGCUUUUGAAAGAAAGGGCAGAAUUGAGGGAAGCAUUAAUGAGACGUUCAUCUGUCUUAUACCAAAAAAACUUAAUAGUUGUUUGGUAAAAGAUUUCAGGCCUAUCAGUCUGACAACAAGCGUUUACAAGAUAAUCGCUAAAGUUCUGGCCGCAAGGCUUCGAGGUAUUUUGGGGGAAACAAUUUCGAUAACACAAUCAGCCUUUGUAGAAGGGCGACAAAUUUUGGAUUCGGUUCUAGUGGCUAAUGAGGCAGUGGAAGAUUAUCGGUGUCGCGGAAAGAGUGGGCUGGUAUUCAAGAUUGAUUUCGAGAAAGCUUAUGACCGAGUAGAGUGGGAUUUCUUAGAUCUGGUUAUGUCAAAAAAGGGGUUUGGGGAAACUUGGAGGAAAUGGAUUAGAGGAUGCAUCUCGUCAACAUCAUUCUCCUUAUUCGUGAAUGGAAGAACAUGGGGAAACUUUAAAGGAUCUCGGGGCCUUAGACAAGGUGAUCCUCUUUCACCUUUUCUUUUUACACUAGUGGUAGAUAUAAUUGGAAGGAUGAUUGACCAAGCUGUGAAUUCAAGUAUUUUCUCGGGGUUUGUAGUGGGCAAAGAUAAGGUUCAAGUCAGCCAUUUGCAAUUUGCGGAUGAUACGCUUCUGUUUGCAAAUGAUGAGGCCUCACUUCAAAUAUUGGUAAGAAUUGUUGAGGCUUUUUGUGCUAUUUCAGGAUUGAAAGUAAACAUGAAUAAAAGUCAAGUGCUGGGUAUCUCUAUGCACGAGAGUGUGGUUGCUGAGUGCGCUAGUCAAAUUGGUUGUGAAAUGGAGAAUUGGCCUAUGUCAUAUCUUGGAAUGCCUUUAGGUGGCUCGCCCAAGAAAAAGUUGUUUUGGGCACCUGUCUUGGAAAAAUGUGCUAAAAGGCUGGAUGGGUGGAAAUCCUCUUUUUUACUGAUUCAAUCGGUGCUUCCAUCUAUGCCUACUUACUAUCUCUCUCUUUUUAAAGCUCCAAAAGCAGUUUUACUCUCGUUAGAAAAAAUGAUGAGAGAUUUUCUUUGGGAAGGAGGAGAUUCAAUGGGUGGGGAUCAUUUGGUGGCCUGGGAGGAGGUGUGUAGACCUAAACAUGAGGGAGGCCUCGCUAUUGGCAGGCUAGAUAUGAGAAAUAAAGGGUUGCUUAUGAAAUGGCUUUGGCGAUACCCAUUAGAAUCAAACUCACUUUGGCAUAAAGUGAUCAAAAAUCGUUAUGGGAGAGCAGAAAAUUGUUGGGAUACUAAAUAUGGUCAUAGGCUAUCUCCAAGAGGUCCUUGGAAGGAUAUAUCAUAUCUCUAUGGUAAAUUUUUGGAGCUGGUAAAAUUUAAAGUGGGCAAUGGUGCAACCAUUCGGUUUUGGGAAGAUAUCUGGAUUGGAGAAACAACAUUAAAGAAUCGCUUUUCGGACCUGGCAGUGGUUUCAAAGGCGAAAAAUACGAGUAUAAAAGAUCUUGUUGCCAUUGAAGGAGAGGUAGGAAAUUGCAUUGCAAGCUGGAAUUUUCAGUUUAGAAGGAACUUGAUGGAGAGGGAAAUGCCUAUUCUUAUGGAUUUACUGCAACUACUGGAACAUAUUAGGCUGCUUAAUAUCUCAGUGGAUAUCAGAGUAUGGAAACCAGAUCCUGGUGGAAUUUUCUCUUGUAAGUUAGCAUUCAAAUGGUUUACUUCAGAUCAUAAUGUUGGCGAGUUAUUUUGGAUGAAAAUCUUAUGGAAAAGCAGGUGCCCUUUUAAAGUUAAAGUCUUCGGAUGGUUGGUGGCAUUAGGAAAAAUUAAUGUGCAUCCUAUGAUGCAAAAAAGGCGACCAUUUAUUUGCUUGUCCCCGGGUUGGUGUGUUUGUUGUAAGAAAAGUAGUGAAGAAGUGAUGCAUUUGUUUUUGGGGUGUUGUCUUGCGCAAAGACUUUGGAUAAAGUUGCUGAACGCCUUUGAGAUCCAAUGGGUAAUUCCCGGAUCAGUCCCUCUAAUGAUGGUGAGCAAGGUGGGGGGUAGUAAGGGUAGAUCAUGCUUAUGGAGGACAACUGUUCUAGCAAUCAUUUGGGUUAUUUGGCUUGAAAUGAAUAACAGAAUUUUUGAAAGAAUUGAAGCUUCAGCUGAAGACUUAUGGGAAAAAGUCAAAUUCUGGAUAGCUGUUUGGGUUUACAAAACUAAGAGUUUUGAGCAGUUUUCGUUCUUAGAUUUGAAUAGAGAUUGGAGACUGUUGUGCAAUGUUGUUUAAUAGGUCCUGAUGUGUCUUAUGAAUUGUUGGACUGAUUUUAUUUUAAAUAUUUUAGGAUAUAGCACUUGUAAUCAUAGUAUUCCUCCGCCACAAGUGAGGUUAUCUAUAUAUAACGGGGGAGGGGUCCGUCUUAGACAAAGGUCUCUUUCUCUUUUUCAAAAAAAGAAAAAUUAAUUUUUUUUUUAAAUAUUUCGAUUAAAAAAUAAUAUUUUUUGUAAGGAUAUAAUUAAUUAUCGUUAAUUUAAGUUUUAAAUAGAAUUUUUAUCUGUAGUAAUAUGUUAUAACAAGUCAUAUAUUUUUUUUAUGUGACUAUUAUAUAUAUAUUAAUAUUAUGUUAUGCUUAUCAAAAAAUAUUAAUAUUGGUGGUUAUGUCAUUUUCUAAAAUAAUUAUAUAAUUUUGCAUAUUAAAAAAAUACGUAAACGUAUGUAAUACCGUAUAAAAUUAUAUGUUUUAAGUCUUUGUUACUAUAUGACAAAUAAGAGAGUUGGGGAAAUAAGAUUGGGUCUCCAUAUAUUUAUAGCGAUAUAUUCUUGGGUAUGAUUGAAAGUUAUCUGUUUAUUAUACUUAUUAUACCUGUUAUGUAGGAUGACUCAAAAAUGACAAAUUAAAUGUCACCCAAAUCUUAUUUAAUAUAUUUGUAUGGCUGGGGAUGUAUGAUCUUCGACUUCCAGUGCUCAUAGAAUAUUUGUGAGACUAGUGCUUUUCAACUUAUCUUAUAGAUGUCAAACUACAUGAAUACUUUGGCAUGGUUUUAAUUUGUAGGCUUAUCUCAAUUGUCCUGUAAUUGAAUUACAAUGAUACAGAGAACUAGUGUUCCCACUACAGAAAAAGCAUAAGCAAUAGAUAUUUGGUUUAGGAUGCUUUGUGUUCUGAAGAAACUAGUGUCUAUUUACUGGGUACCUUGUCAGGAUUCAACUCUAGUGACUGGGCUUUUGUUUAAGCCUAUAUUGUCUUUAACCUUUUUCCACACCAAAAUGUAUAUCCUUGUUGAGUUAGCUUCUAGUUUCAACUCUAAAACUGUAUUCACAAGCAGCCUGUUUCUGAAGAAACCUUCUUUAUUAAGCAAGUGACGGAAAGCACAGUUCCUGGAUGAAAUUAUCUUUAGAUGUUAACUGAUUCGGUACUGUCUUCUUGAUGUUUUGAUGCAUACACUUAUUAGGUUAAAUGUGUGCACAUGGUUUGUGGAAGAGAACGGUGUCAUGUUUUGAGACAAAAACUAGCUUACUUACAAAUCAAAUUUUGAUGUGUAGAGGCCAGGAUCUAUGUUCGAAGUACUCUCUUUCAUAUUCAACUGUUACAACAUAAAUGUACAUCUAUUUCUGAGGAUGCAUUUUUUGUAAGAUACAUCUAACUUGUGAAGCCAAUAAUUUUGCACAAGUUAUUAAAAUUAACAUGACAAGAACAAUUAAAUUCUGCAGUCAUUGAGGUAAUUGAAAGCUAAUUCUUCAAUACAUCACAUGGGUUUUGGGCGUGGAUAUGUAAGUGAUGAAUUUCAAAUUUAUGCAUGCUCAAAGUAUUUAAUAAGUGAGAUAUCAUUUGCUCUUUGUGAAUUCUAGAUGAUUUUUACAAACAUUUCAAGUUGUAAGUGCAGCAAUAUCAUCACUUUAAACAUUGAGUGGAUACAUUGAACGGAAGAUUACAAUCCAUUAUACUAAAAUCAAGUCCCUGCCAAUGUUUUCUCUCUGCUAAUUAAUCUAUGUAUUGCUUUUACUUUUUGUUAUAAGCCCAAGGUUGUUGCCAUCAAAAUACAACCCUUUUUUCUGUUAUGAGAGUUAUUCAUUUCGCAUGGCUAUUUUCUGUGUUCUAAGUGCUUGCCUUAAACAACUUGAAAAUUUUCACAACUCUUAACAUUCGCUAUUUCUUUUUGGUUUAGUGUGUUACUUUACUUUCAUAUCAUUUUUCUCCCUCUAUUACUUUAUACACUUUUUGAUUGCUUGUAAUUUGGACCAACAUAUUUUGAAUCAUGUCGUAA